GCUCAAGCUAGACCUAUGAAUUAAUGGUUUCCCACAGAAGGUGUGGGCCGAGACCUUCUACUACCUGGCUGAGAACAAUGUGAUAUUCGAGGGCAUCCUCCUCAAGCCCAGCAUGGUCACCCCUGGUGCUGAGUGCAAGGACAGAGCCACCCCUGAGCAAGUUGCCGACUACACCCUCAAGCUCCUCCGCAGAAGGAUCCCUCCUGCCGUCCCUGGCAUCAUGUUCCUGUCUGGUGGGCAGUCUGAGGUUGAGGCGACCCAGAACCUGAACGCCAUGAACCAGAGCCCCAACCCGUGGCAUGUGUCCUCCAACGCCAGGGCUCUUCAGAACACCUGCCUCAAGACAUGGGGCGGCCGGCCAGAGAACGUGAAGGCGGAUCAGGAUGCCCGACUUUUUUUUUAAGCUCUUUUUACGAAAGAUUCUUACAAAUACACCCCCGGCGGAACCAAUUCCAAAAGUGGACCCUUAGCUUGGUAGGUUUGAACUCAGGUCUUCAGGAUAAGAAGCCUACAUCCUAAACAGUUGAGCUAGAGCGUAGUUUGUUGCACACUCCUUGGAAUAAUUAUAUUUGUUUCUCGUUCGAAA
Messenger RNA from Setaria italica (foxtail millet), 586 nucleotides. Its product is annotated as fructose-bisphosphate aldolase, chloroplastic. The transcript is spliced from 2 exons. Bases 113 to 403 code for a protein of 96 amino acids. NCBI's taxonomy places the organism in Eukaryota, Viridiplantae, Streptophyta, Magnoliopsida, Poales, Poaceae. Gene Ontology annotation, molecular function: fructose-bisphosphate aldolase activity. The record is from RefSeq and is a predicted model, not a curated record. Gene Ontology annotation, biological process: fructose 1,6-bisphosphate metabolic process; glycolytic process. Gene Ontology annotation, cellular component: cytosol.